AUGGAAUUGCCACUACGCUUUCAUAGGCAGAUACUCCGUCAGCUGAUACCUCAAGGGAUUGGUGAGAAUUCUGGCCUAUUGAUCCUCGGACCCGGAUUGGGUUUACGCAAGAUCGUCGCUUCUUUCCUUGCUUUGCAGUCAGAUCCACGUAGACUUGUACUGAUAAUAAAUGCUGAUCCCCAGGAAGAAGACGGUAUCGGCGAUUUACUCAGUUUGAUGGGCGUCGCUAGACCAGGAUUACGAGUAGUCAAUUUUGAUAUAGGCAGCUCCCAGAGAGAGGAGUUAUACAAAGGCGGCGGAUUAGUGUCAGUGACCUCUCAGAUUCUCGUCGUCGAUAUGCUCAAUGGCGUCGUGCCCGUUGAACUGAUUUCUGGGAUUGUGGAAUAUUCAACAGAAGCCUUUAUCACAAACAUUUAUCGUGAUAAUAACAAGGAUGGCUUCUUGAAGGCUUUUUCAGAUGAUCCCGUACAAUUCAACACCGGAGUCACUCCCCUCCAGACAGUCUUAAGGUCUCUUAAGAUAAGGAAAGUAUGGAUAUGGCCUCGCUUUCACGAAACUGUCCAACAAGACCUCGAGAAACGCAAAGCAGAUGUCGUUGAGUUAUACCCCUCCAUGACCAAAAGUAUGCUGGAUUUGCAGCAUUCGAUAUUACAAUGUAUGGAUGCUACAGUACAAGAAAUUAAGAAGAGCAAUGUUUCAUAUCUGGAUAUUGACGAUUUUACCGUCGAUAACGCCCUAUUCAAGAGCUUUGACAAGAUCAUCAGGAUGCAACUUUUACCUGUCUGGCAUCUGAUCAGACCUAAAACGAAGGGCAUGAUUGAAGAUCUAAGAACCUUAAGAAAUCUGCUCACUUACCUCCUCAACUACUCCUGUGUCGAAUUGCAAGAGUUUCUUGAAUCUAUUUAUCAAUCUAAUUUAGAAGAUUACAAAAAUUCUAGUAUGGCUAAUAAAACACCAUCUCCUUGGCUUUAUCUUGAUGCUGCUGAUACCAUAUUCAAUACAGCCAAGGGGCGGACGUAUAAGGUGGUCGAUGGUGACAGCAAUAAGAACAAACACAGGUCAUGGUUACCCCCAAAUAUUGUACCAAUCUUGGAAGAACAACCCAAAUGGAGUGUGUUAACGGAGGUAUUAGCGGAAAUAGACAACAACAUUCAUUUCAAUUCCACAAAUAAAUCAAAAGACGAACGGAACAUGACAUUGAUCAUGUGUGCAUCAAAUAAAGUUGCUAUACAGUUGUCUGAAUAUCUCGAUCAAUGCGAAGAUGACAAUAAUAAGUUACAAACAAGUAAAAGAGCGCCUAAGAUGAUGAAAAGACUGCUCAGAGACCAUCUUGAGAUGUUUAAAGCUAACAUAAUUAAUAUGUCUACCAACAUGAAGUCAGAUGUUCAGCAACCAAACGUUUCGAAUAAAGCUAACAAUCCGACUAAUUCAGAGCAAGAAAUGUCUGCUGCCCUACAACGGAAGGAGCAAUUUAGGAGGAAUGAGGGAGCCACUGCUUAUGGUCAUAAUAGGCGAAGAGUACGAGGUGGUUCUGUCAUGGCUUCUGUCGCAUCUAAUAGGAAGUCAUACAACACUAUUGACCCUAAUACAGUAUCACCAUUAGAAGCUGAAGCCCGUCAGAUAGCACAGUUUAAAUCACAGCGAUCUACGCAGAAGAACAAAGAGAAAGAGGUGAUUGAGAUCUCAGAUGACAGUGAUGAUGAAGAUGAACGUCUAUUCGAUAAUACUCCCCAAUUUCUGCUUACUGGAGACCCAAAUGACGUGUUUUAUAACGAUGAAUACUUUGGUUUGAUGGAGGAAGAUGAGACGAUACUUAUAAGAGCUUAUAGAGAUGAUGAUGAUGAUACUUUACUCAACGAGAUUAGACCGAAGUAUAUCAUCAUGUACGAUCCUAAUGCUGCCUUUGUCAGGCGGGUCGAGCUUUACAAAUCCUCAAAUCCACAGAUAGAUAUAAGGAUGUACUUCCUGAUGUACAAUGCAUCUGUGGAAGAGCAGACUUAUUUGUCAGGACUACGUAAAGAGAAAGAUGCAUUCGAGAGACUUAUUAGAGAGAAAUCGACAAUGCUUAUGCCGCUUCUUGAGAAAGAAUCUAGUCGUGCCGGCACCGAUCAUUAUCUGAGCGCUCUUUCCGCACGUGUUGCUGGUGGACAAGUUAUUACAGGUGACACGAAACCCAAGAUCAUUGUAGAUAACAGAGAGUUUAGGUCAUCACUUCCUGGUAUACUCUACAGAUCCAAAUUCGAAGUCAUACCCGUCACUCUAACCGUUGGUGAUUAUGUUUUAGAUCCGACGAUGUGUGUCGAAAGAAAGAGCUUGACAGAUCUGAAUCAAUCAUUCCAAUCUGGUAGAUUGUUCACGCAAUGUGAAUAUAUGAGCACUUAUUAUAAGACACCGAUACUUUUGAUAGAGUUUGAAGAGAACAAGUCGUUUACGUUGGAAACAAUUUCGGAAUCAAAGAAAGUCAUACCCCAUAUGAAUACAAAGAAACCUUCUAUUACUGGUACCAGCCCGACGGAGAUAUUUCAAUCGAGACUCGUAAUGUUGACUAUAUCGUUCCCAAGAUUGCGUAUACUGUGGUCUUCAUCGCCUAGACAGACCGCUGAGAUGUUUGCAGAUCUCAAAUACCAAAGAGAGGAACCAGAUCGCGACAAAGCAGUCAGCAUAGGGCAAGAUGAAGUUGGACAGCAGGAUUUAAUCGAGGAAAACUGGUCGACGGUGCCAUCUGAGGUACUGAGGUGUAUGCCAGGUGUAACAGGGAAGAACUACCACUACAUUUCCAACAAAGUGAAGUCUAUAAGGCACUUGGUCGAAUUGACAAACAAAGAAUUGAGAGACAUUAUGGGAGUUGAUCAAGGAAACGCGCUAUUUAAUUUUGUAAAUAAAAUUGUAAACAAGUGA
Wallemia mellicola CBS 633.66 is the source of this 2898-nucleotide messenger RNA. RefSeq lists its product as hypothetical. NCBI's taxonomy places the organism in Eukaryota, Fungi, Basidiomycota, Wallemiomycetes, Wallemiales, Wallemiaceae. Bases 1 to 2898 code for a protein of 965 amino acids. The record is from RefSeq and is a predicted model, not a curated record. Gene Ontology annotation, cellular component: nucleotide-excision repair factor 1 complex. Gene Ontology annotation, biological process: resolution of meiotic recombination intermediates; double-strand break repair via homologous recombination; nucleotide-excision repair involved in interstrand cross-link repair. Gene Ontology annotation, molecular function: single-stranded DNA endonuclease activity; single-stranded DNA binding; damaged DNA binding. The transcript has 11 exons.